Molecule: messenger RNA, 693 nt
Organism: Melozone crissalis (California towhee)
Lineage: Eukaryota; Metazoa; Chordata; Aves; Passeriformes; Passerellidae
Gene: TIMCC
Product: family with sequence similarity 136 member A
Exons: 4
Coding region: 3-419 (138 amino acids)
Cellular component (GO): cytoplasm
Source: RefSeq, a predicted model, not a curated record
CCAUGGCGGAGGCGGCGCAGGGCCGGGUGCAGGCCGCGGUGGAGAGCGCGGUGCAGGGGCUGGAGCGGGAGCAGAUCCGCGGCAUGCAGGGCGCCAUGUUCCGCUGCAGCGCGCGGUGCUGCGAGGACGCCGCAGCCUCCAUGCAGGAGGUGCAGCGCUGCAUCGAGCGCUGCCACGCGCCCCUGGCCCGCGCCCAGGCCAUCGUCACCGCCGAGCUCGAGCACUUCCAGGACCGGUUGAGCCGCUGCUCGCUGCAGUGCUCGGACCAGGCCAAGGACGCCCUGGACUCGGGGGGCUCGGAGCCGCGCGUGCGGGGCCAGCUGGACGCCUGCCUGGCCACCUGCGGGGAGCAGCACCUGCGCCUCGUGCCCGCCAUGGCCAAGAAGAUGCGGGACGGGCUGGCCAGCAUCCAGCAGUGACAGCGGGGACACCCCCGGGACACCCCGGGGACACCCCCGCAGCAGCACACACUCAUUAAAGGCUAAGGUUCAUGGACAAGAAGCUGUCGUGUGAGUCGUGGAACUGAUCCCACCCCGAUCCUCUGCCCCGGGACCCCCGGCCCGCCCUGAUGCCCUCACGGUGCCCGGGGACCCUCACGGUCAUCGACGAGUGCGUGGAGAUGGCGGCGGGCAGCGGAGCAAUAUCGGCAGGGUGCUGAGGGCACUGGGAACGGGGUGGUGAGGGCACUGGGAG